Dioscorea cayenensis subsp. rotundata (Guinea yam) is the source of this 912-nucleotide messenger RNA. Its product is annotated as vacuolar protein sorting-associated protein 2 homolog 1. NCBI's taxonomy places the organism in Eukaryota, Viridiplantae, Streptophyta, Magnoliopsida, Dioscoreales, Dioscoreaceae. The coding region runs from base 179 to 790 and encodes 203 amino acids. Gene Ontology annotation, biological process: late endosome to vacuole transport; protein transport; endosome transport via multivesicular body sorting pathway. Gene Ontology annotation, cellular component: multivesicular body; ESCRT III complex. The transcript is spliced from 5 exons. The record is from RefSeq and is a predicted model, not a curated record.
AUGCGAUUCGCCGAAGCUUUCCCAAGUAUUCCACCAGAUCGCUUCGAUUUGUUGAUCUGAAGUUCUAAACCCCAAAAGGCGAAAUCUUUGGACUUCUCCGAUCCAAAUUUGGUGGAAAUGAGCUUUCCUUUUUGGCAAGCGGAAAUCCCCCGCAGAGCUAUUGCGGGAGAAUAAGCGAAUGUUGGAUCGAUCAAUAAGGGAUAUAGAGAGGGAGAGGCAGGGUCUUCAAACACAGGAGAAGAAGCUCAUUGCGGAGAUUAAGAAAACAGCCAAGCAAGGCCAAAUGGGAGCUGUAAAAGUUAUGGCCAAAGACUUGAUUCGUACGAGGCAUCAGAUCACCAAGUUUUAUGCUCUCAAAUCACAACUGCAAGGUGUAUCUCUCCGAAUUCAGACACUGAAAUCAACUCAAGCAAUGGGCGAGGCCAUGAAAGGUGUCACCAAGGCAAUGGGACAAAUGAACAGGCAGAUGAACCUCCCUGCACUGCAGAAGAUCAUGCAAGAGUUUGAGCGGCAAAACGAAAAGAUGGAGAUGGUCAGUGAAGUGAUGGGAGAUGCCAUAGAUGACGCAUUGGAAGGAGAUGAAGAAGAAGAAGAAACUGAAGAACUUGUGAACCAAGUCCUUGAUGAAAUCGGGAUCGAUAUUAACUCAGAGCUCGUUAAGGCGCCUUCAACUGCAGUGGCGACAGCUGAAUCUACUAGCAAGGUUCCUCAAGCAGAAGCAACCGGGACCAGUGACAGUGGAAUCGAUGAUGAUUUACAGGCGAGAUUAGACAAUCUGAGAAAAAUGUAAAACUUGACAAUGAACAUAUGAUUAAAAAACAUAUUCAAACUCUUUUACUACUUCCCAUUGUACUGAAACUAAUCUUUAUGGUUUGAUAGAAUAAAAUGAUGCUUGUUCUUGUUUUUGUAUAA